Molecule: messenger RNA, 282 nt
Organism: Aureococcus anophagefferens
Lineage: Eukaryota; Pelagophyceae; Pelagomonadales; Pelagomonadaceae
Exons: 1
Biological process (GO): DNA repair
Molecular function (GO): catalytic activity
Source: RefSeq, a predicted model, not a curated record
AUGGAGGACUUCCGCGAGCGCGUGCAUUUGAAGGUGCAGGAGGUGCCCGCGGGCAAGCUGACGACGUACGGCGGCGUCGCCGCGGCGCUCGGGUCCAAGAGCGUCGCGCGCCACGUGGGCUGGGCGCUGCGCGACGGCAACUGCGAGGCCGAGGGCACGCCGUGGUGGCGCGUCGUCAACGCCAAGGGCGAGAUCAGCUACCGGUCCGACGACGUCGAGGCCGCGGGCGAGACGUCGGGGUCGAAGCAGGAGGACCGGCUCCGCGCGGAGGGCGUCGAGUUC